This is a messenger RNA of Rotaria sp. Silwood2, 1353 nucleotides long. NCBI's taxonomy places the organism in Eukaryota, Metazoa, Rotifera, Eurotatoria, Philodinida, Philodinidae. The record is from the annotation of a GenBank genome assembly.
AUGCGGUGUCAUUACGAAGUACUUGGUGUUACACAAACAGCGACUGAUGAUGAUUUAAAAAAAGCAUAUAAAAAAUUAGCGUUACAAUGGCAUCCUGAUAAAAACCCUGAUAAAAUCGCUGAAGCAAAACAACGUUUUUUAGAAAUUCGAGCGGCUUACGAAGUUUUGUCUGAUCCAAGAGAACGUUCUUGGUAUGAUGCACAUCGAGAUGUUAUGCUUCAAAAAGCUUCGGGUGAUGAUUAUCAAGAUGAUGCCAUUAAUAUUUUUCCAUAUUUUACGUCCUCAUGUUAUCAAGGAUAUAAUGAUAGUGAAAAUGGUUUUUAUACAGUUUAUAAUAAAUUGUUUAAAGAUAUAGCAGAACAAGAUUUAAAAGCCUCAACUGAUAAAAAAAUUGAAAUACCAAAAUUUGGAAAUUCUGAAAGUGAUUAUGAAGAAGUUGUUGGCCCAUUUUAUGCAUAUUGGUCGAAUUAUUGUACAUUAAGAUCGUAUGUUUGGAAAGAAGAACAUGAUACACAUGAUGCUAUGGAUCGACGUGUUAGACGAUUAAUGGAACAAGAAAAUAAAAAAUUACGUGAUAAAGCAAAAAAAGAGCGUAAUGAAGAAGUUCGAGAAUUAAUUGCAUUUGUUAAAAAACGUGAUAAACGUGUUCAACUUCGAAAAAUAUAUAUUGAAGAACAAGCUGCACAAAAGAAAAAAGCUGAUACUGAAAGACGUAAUCGUGAAAAACAAAAAAAGCUAGAAGAAUUAGCACAAUAUAAAGAAUCCCAAUGGAUGUCAUUCGAAGAAUUUGAAAAACAAUUGGAUGAUUUAGAAAAAACAGUUAAAAAUAAUUUUCAAGAAUCAAAUCUAAAUGAUAGUAAAAUUGGAAAUGAUAAUGAUGAUGAUUCUAUGGAUGACAUAAAGGAAUUAUAUUGUGUUGCUUGCAAUAAAUCAUUUAAAUCCGAUAAAGCUUUUCUUAAUCACGAAAAAUCUCGUAAACAUAAAGAAUUUGUUCUCUUGGUGAAAGCACAUAUACAAGAAGAAAAUGAACAUUUAUCAUUAAAUACUGAAAAUCAAACGAAUAUAACCAACGAUGACUAUGAUCAAACUAUUGAAUUACCAACAAAUAAUCAAUCAAGUAAAUCGAAAAAGAAAAAAAAGAAACAACGGCGAAAUAAUAAAGAAAAUAGUUCAUCCGAUGAUGAUACGGAAGAAAUGAAGCAGCAGCUUGAAAAUGAAUUAGGGCCCAAAGAAAAUAACCAAGAAGAAGACGGACAAGAAGAAGAAGACGAAGUUUCUACGAUUCCAAAAAAAACUAAAAAGAAGAAAAAUAAAUCCACAAUGGACACAGCUGAUGGAGAUGAUGAGGUUUGA